CGUUCACAUCGUUUGCCACUUCAAAGCGCUCUAUAUUGCUGUCGAUCGCUGUCCACAACAUUCACGCCAGACAUCACUCCCUCUGAUCCACAAGUGGUUGCCAUCGCAGACACCGACACACCAUCGCCAGAGACAGACUCGGCUUACCGUACAUAUGAUCAAUACGUUAACGAAUCGCACUCACAGUCGCAGUCAAACAACAACAACAAUAACAACCAUUCCUCUCAGUCUAUAAAGAGAGAAAGGAGUGAUUCCGACGACGAUAGCGACAACGAACCGCUUUCCAAGAAGUUGUCAAAAAGUGUGAAGAAAGAGGACUCCGAUGACGAGUAUUCGCCAAAGAAAGAGACGAAAGUGAAGACUGAGAAGAAAGAAGUGAAGAAAGAGCCGAAGAAAGAGCCCAAAAGUAAGAAACGAAAGAAGGAAUCGGAUUAUGACUCGGAAUAUAACUCCGAAGACGAGGACUACGGACGCAAAAAGAGUAGUAAAAAGAAAUCAAAGUCUUAUUCGGAUGACGACGACGACGACUAUAAGGACUCCAAAAGCAAGAAGAAGGCAAAGAGCGGCAAAAAUGACAAGAAAAGUGAUACUAAGAAGAAGAGCGUCAAAAAAGAGGUGACUUCGAGUCCAGAGAAGAGUCCGACGAAGAAGAAAGUGAAGAAAGAGGAGAACGAAGAGCACAUCUGGAAGUGGUGGGAAGAGGAGAGGCCCGGAGAGGGCAUUAAGUGGAAGACAUUGACACAUAAGGGACCGGUGUUUCCGCCGCCAUACGAACCGCUGCCCAAAAGUUGGCCGGUUUACUCCGAUGACGAGUAUUCGCCAAAGAAAGAGACGAAAGUGAAGACUGAGAAGAAAGAAGUGAAGAAAGAGCCGAAGAAAGAGCCCAAAAGUAAGAAACGAAAGAAGGAAUCGGAUUAUGACUCGGAGUAUAACUCCGAUGACGAGGACUACGGACGCAAAAAGAGUAGUAAAAAGAAAUCAAAGUCUUAUUCGGAUGACGACGACGACGACUAUAAGGACUCCAAAAGCAAGAAGAAGGCGAAGAGCGGUAAAAAUGACAAGAAAAGUGAUAGUAAGAAGAAGAGCGUCAAAAAAGAGGUGACUUCGAGUCCAGAGAAGAGUCCGACGAAGAAGAAAGUGAAGAAAGAGGAAAACGAAGAGCACAUCUGGAAGUGGUGGGAAGAGGAGAGGCCCGGAGAAGGCAUUAAAUGGAAGACAUUGACACAUAAGGGACCGGUGUUUCCGCCGCCAUACGAACCGCUGCCCAAAAGUGUCAAAUUCUAUUACGACGGCAAACCAUUAAGGCUUAAACCAGAAGCCGAAGAAGGACCGGUGUUUCCGCCGCCAUACGAACCGCUGCCCAAAAGUGUCAAAUUCUAUUACGACGGCAAACCAUUAAGGCUUAAACCAGAAGCCGAAGAAGUGGCCGGUUUUUACGCCCGAAUGUUAGACCACGACUAUGUGGCCAAACCUGCCUUUAAUAAGAACUUCUUUAAGGACUGGAGAAAGACUAUGACUGAAGACGAGAAGCAAACGAUAAGUGAUUUAAAGAAAUGUAAUUUCAAAGAUAUGGCCACACAUUUCAAAGAGGAAUCAGAGAAACGCAAACAGAAGACUAAAGAAGAGAAACAGGAGAUUAAGAAACAGAACGAGAAACUGAUCGAAGAGUACGGCUAUUGUAUAGUCGAUGGACACAAGCAAAAGAUCGGUAACUUCAGGAUAGAGCCGCCGGGACUGUUCCGCGGGCGCGGAGAGCACCCGAAGAUGGGAAAACUGAAGAAAAGAGUUCGACCCGAAGAUGUGAUCAUAAACAUUGGUAAGAAAGUGGAUCCGCCGGCGCCUCCCACUGGACGCAAGUGGAAGGAAGUGCGUCACGACAACACUGUCACGUGGUUGGCCUCAUGGCAGGAGAACGUGAUGGGAAAUGUCAAGUAUAUUAUGUUAAACCCGUCGUCUAAACUCAAAAGUAUCAAAGACUGGCAAAAGUACGAAAAGGCGCGCGAACUGAAGAAAUACAUCUCCAAAAUUAGAGACGAUUAUCGGAUCGACUUUAAGGCGAGAGAAAUGGUGAAACGCCAACGCGCUGUCGCUCUCUAUUUCAUCGAUAAGUUAGCCCUCAGAGCCGGUAAUGAGAAAGAAGAGGGCGAGACUGCAGAUACUGUCGGUUGUUGUUCACUACGAGUGGAACACAUCAAACUCCACGACAAGAAGAAUGGGAAGGAAUAUGUGGUCGACUUUGAUUUCUUGGGUAAAGACAGCAUUCGUUACGAGAACUCAGUAUCUGUUGAGAAAAGGGUUUAUAAAAAUCUGAAACAUUUCAUGGAAAGCAAGAAAGGAAGCGACGAUCUAUUCGAUAGGAUAGACACCGCAGAACUCAACAGAUACCUGACUUCACUUAUGGAUGGCUUGACAGCCAAAGUGUUUAGGACUUACAACGCGUCACAAACUCUUCAGUUGCAGUUGAAUGAGUUGACCAAAUCAUCUAUGAGUUUACCCGAAAAGAUAUUGGCCUACAAUCGGGCCAAUCGUGCCGUCGCUCUCCUCUGCAACCAUCAAAGAGCUGUUCCAAAAACAUUCGACAAACAGAUGGAGAACUUGGAGGUGAAGAUUAAAGACAAGAAGAAAGUGGUGAAGGAAGCGAAGAAGAACUACAAGGAGGCCAAGAAGAAUAAGGACAAUGCGGCCAAUGUGGCCAAAUUCAAGAAGAGGAUGGAAACACUUGAGGAUCAACUCGAGAAACUGGAGGCCAAGAAGAAUAAGGACAAUGCGGCCAAUGUGGCCAAAUUCAAGAAGAGGAUGGAAACACUUGAGGAUCAACUCGAGAAACUGGUGCUCCAGAGGACUGAUAAGGAGGAGAACAAACAGAUCGCUUUGGGAACUUCUAAACUUAAUUAUUUAGAUCCAAGGAUUACUGUUGCCUGGUGCAAAAAAUGGGACGUCUCUAUAGAAAAGGUUUAUAACAAAACACAAAGAGAUAAGUUUCGGUGGGCUAUAGAAAUGGUUGGUCCCGAAUACCAAUUC
Molecule: messenger RNA, 3021 nt
Organism: Medioppia subpectinata
Lineage: Eukaryota; Metazoa; Arthropoda; Arachnida; Sarcoptiformes; Oppiidae
Source: the annotation of a GenBank genome assembly